AUGUACGAAACCACAUUGCCAGAAAGUGUCCAUCAUGUUGGUUUGGGGGAUAGUAAUUCCAACGUUCCUAAUUAUUCUAACAUAAUUAAUGAAAAUAUAAUUGCCAUAAAACUUGACCUCAAGUUUGCCAAGAACAAUAUUGAAAACAUAGAUGCCCAAGUGGUCUCCAAACCUAUAAUUGAAUCAAUACGUUCAACGCUGCAAAACAUUUUCGACACUGUAAUAUCAACAGAAAAACUCUUCGCAACAUGGAACAAAGAUGCAUUAAAAUCUUCCGACCGGACCCAACUGGAGGGAUUGGAGUCUGAAUUCAAGAAAUUGGUUGAAGAAGUUCAAGUGGUGUCUACAUGUGUAAAAAAAGCUGCCCAUAAUGUUACAUUGGCAAAAUCGCAAAGUCUGAAAUCAUCAAUUACAGCAACUAACACUCUAACAAAUACUUUAGGUUAUAGUAUAAGUUCUUUAAGCACUGUAAAUUUGGAAAUAGGCGGUAACAAUUCCUUCGGUUCCGAAAUUGAUUUACACGAUAAUAUGGAUUUAUUCCAAUAUGACUGCUUCCAAAACGAAGAAUGCCCACUAUUAGAGGAUUCAAUUAUCAAUGAGCGAAACUCCGGUAUUAAACGCAUAAAUGGACAAGUUUCGAGGAUAAAUCAGAUGUUCAACAGUUUAAGUAGUAUUAUUGCGCACCAGGGUGAGGAUAUUGAUUUGAUCCACAAUACGGUGAGGGUUGCUAAAGACGAUUCUCUGGAGACUUUAGAUGAGAUAGAAUGGGUGAGGAAGUUAAAGAGGAAGAGGACAAAGCGACUGUUGAUUUUAUUUGCCGUAGUAUUUGUAAUAUGUUUCUCAAUCAUCAAGUAUCACUGA
Molecule: messenger RNA, 861 nt
Organism: Babesia microti strain RI
Lineage: Eukaryota; Apicomplexa; Aconoidasida; Piroplasmida; Babesiidae
Product: syntaxin, Qa-SNARE family (SYN2)
Exons: 7
Coding region: 1-861 (286 amino acids)
Biological process (GO): vesicle fusion; vesicle-mediated transport; intracellular protein transport
Cellular component (GO): SNARE complex; membrane; endomembrane system
Molecular function (GO): SNARE binding; SNAP receptor activity
Source: RefSeq, a predicted model, not a curated record